AGGUGACUGAAGCCACAUCCCCCUUAGAGACAACAACAGUCAUGUGCUGGUGACAGACGGAGCAGCUUCACUCACCCAGACACCCACUAUAGAGCAGCACCCAGGGGUGUCAUGGACUGACAACUUACUCUCACAUGUGCGGCACUUUCUCACCGUGUUUCUGCCUCUUUGUGUCUUUAAAAACACUAUUAUUACUCAGGAGAACUAGAGUUAUUUGAGUUAACUCUACGGUCAUGAAUCGACUGGAUGAAUGGAGCUUCAAGUCCAAGAGCAUGGACCUGCUGGACCUGGAGGAGGACUUCUACUUCCACUACGGAGCCGAGGAAAUGACAGAUUAUCAAGACCCCGAUGAACUUGUGGCUGCGCUGAAACAAAAGGAGGAAGAGGUUAUUCUGGCAGCCCAGCUGGGAAACGCAUUGCUGCUGGAAAACCGUCAGCUGAAAGAGAAGAGCGACACACUUCAUGAACAAUACGCAGACAAGCUGGAGGAGCUGGAGCAGGGCAGGCAUGAGCUGCGGCUGAAGCUGGAGGGCUGCCAGUCCCAGUGGGAGAGCCAGGUGUUGGACCUGGAGAGGGAUGUGAGGGAGCUGAGCGCCCAGGUGGAUCGGCUCAGCCGGGCCCUCAGCGAGGCCGAGAGGGACAAGACUCGAGCCCAGAUGGAGCACAGCGAGCACACACAGCAACUCAAGGAGCAGCUCAACACUGCAAUGGAGGUGGAGAGAGCCAUGUCCAGUGAGCUGCAGGCUCUGAAGCAGGAGCUCCAACAAAAGGGAAGCCACAACCGGCCGCAGGACGAAGAGCUGAUCAGUGCCAUGAGGGAGCAGGUGCUGCGUCUCACCCAGAAGGAGCAGGCGCUGGAGGAGCGUUUGGAGGGUGUGUGUCAAGAAAACACUGAGCUGAGGUCGAGUUUGGCCUCUUUACACACACGCCUGGCUCUGCAUGACCAACUCAACCAACAACACAGCCAGCAGCUCGCUGGGGCAUUGCAGGAGGUGGAGGCGGCGCGGAGUCGCUCACAGCAGCUGCAGGCCCAGGUGGAGGAGCUUCAAGAGGAGGUUUCCCUGCAGGAAGGCAGGAGCCUCGGAGACGCCUCCCUGCUGUCUGAGCUGGAGAGCAGCCUGGAGACGGCAGUGCUGGGAGUCAGCAAAGAAGAGGUAACGCAAGAAAUAGGGUCCAUCCUCCAGUUGCUGCUCCCACUGACCCAGGAGCCGAACAGCUCAGAGGGGGCAGAGGUCGUGGAUCAACAGGAGGACCUGCAGGCCGUGCUGCACCAGUUGAAGGGAGUGGCCCAAACCCUGGCACCGGCAUCCAGCCCUCAGGAGCUGAAUCAAGCUUUUGUCGACAGGACGGGCGAUCAGUGUGGGAAUCCGAGCGCAGCGCAGGAGAUGAGAGAUCAGAACGUCCAGCUGCAGCAGGAAAACGCUGAGCUGAGGCAGAAGCUGCAGGGCAGUCAGGAACAGGCUGAAGUCGUCCAACAGGCCAUCAGAGACCGAGAUGAAGCCAUAGCCAGGAAAAACCUGAUGGAGGCCGAGUUGGUGAACAGUAAAAAUGACAUGAUGUCUCUGAACAACCAGUUAUUAGAAGCCAUCCAACGUAAACUGGAGCUGUCACAGGAACUGGAGGCCUGGCAGGACGACAUCCAGGUCAUCAUCAACCAGCAGCUCAGGACCCAGCAGCAGUCGGAGCAUCCUCCUCCAAAGAAGUCCACCUCCAACGGCAUGUCCUUCUUCAGCAAGCCCAGCAAGACGGCCUCCACCUGGACGCGCCAGCCCUCCUCCUCCUCUUCCUCCACCACCUGGAGUUCAGACGCUAAUCAGGGCAAAACCCAAUCUCCCUGGAGGGACUGGUUAAGACGAGGGAAAGGGGCAAAUAAUGGACAGUGA
Molecule: messenger RNA, 1883 nt
Organism: Sebastes umbrosus (honeycomb rockfish)
Lineage: Eukaryota; Metazoa; Chordata; Actinopteri; Perciformes; Sebastidae
Product: BICD family-like cargo adapter 1
Exons: 10
Coding region: 234-1883 (549 amino acids)
Biological process (GO): Golgi to secretory granule transport; vesicle transport along microtubule
Source: RefSeq, a predicted model, not a curated record